Metarhizium album ARSEF 1941 is the source of this 1263-nucleotide messenger RNA. RefSeq lists its product as uncharacterized. Bases 1 to 1263 code for a protein of 420 amino acids. The record is from RefSeq and is a predicted model, not a curated record. NCBI's taxonomy places the organism in Eukaryota, Fungi, Ascomycota, Sordariomycetes, Hypocreales, Clavicipitaceae. The transcript has 2 exons.
AUGGCUCCCCUCAUCCUGCACAAUGUCCCUGAUGAGGAGUGUUACGUCGGCGACGAUGGCAUUAAGCGGCCCUACGCCAUGUAUUUCAACCAGAAUGACGCACACACCGGUACCUCUAGAUCACGGCGCAGCGUUGCAGAAACCGGCUCGUUUGGGAAAUCCACCCGUCGGUCUCGAUCGCGAACAGGCACCCCAGCUCGAAGUCGCGAGAACCCGACUCUCGCUGCUGCAGACAAGCUUUUCGGCGAUUGGGUGUCCAACCAAGCCGCCGCCGCCGCACCGCCGUCCAACAACCAGCGUAAGAGCAGCGGUCUGAUGCAGGACGAUGCUCCUCCCCAGCGAGUCGUCAAGUCCACUCCAGUUGAGCUCAUUCUGCGCGGCUACCGUUCCUCAUUGCAGCAAUACGCGGCCGUCUCCCAUUACGAGGACCUCGCCGGCGCCAUUCUCGAAGACUACCCUCGAGAGCCGCCGGCUUCGCAAAGGCGAUACAAGUCUGAACUGCGGGACCCUGCCUUUACGCGCCGACGGAAGCUGAACCCGGACGAACGAGCCCUCGUCAACCGUGCCGAUGGCGGCGAACACUGGGUCAAGGUCACGUUCGAGAGCGUUGAGGCUGCCAACACAGCCAUCUGCGCCAGCCCGCAGCAGAUCCUCGGCUACCUCGUCUUUGCCGAGCCGUACAGAGGCAUGCCGCCUGCCAAGGACGAGGCAUGCCCCGAUGUCGAAAGCGUCAUGGACGACGAUUUUGAGCGUGCCCAGAGCCUGCCUGCCACUGUCGGCACGCCACGUCGGAAGAACACCAACAGCAACCUGCCUCCCAUGCUGCACAGCCGACUGCUUGACUUGUCGCCGUCAGAGUCAAAGUCGUCCAGCCAAACCCUCGACACAGCUACACUCACGCCGUCGCACACGUCCUCCGCCACCAUGCAGGAAGUGCCCGGCCUCAGCUCAGGUGCGGAACCCAUGGAGAUGCCACAACAAGACAGCAUCUUUUGCCGUCGCAUCCCCACUGCUCGUCGAGCUCGCCUCCUCCCCGCCGAGCACGCUCUCUUACCGCAGCAGUCUGUCAUGCAGCGCUUCGUCAAUGCCGUCCCCUUCAUCAAGUGGUUCAGCGGCAGCAUGAUUGGCAACGAGGUCCCUCGGACGGAAACAGGCGAGUUCGACUGGGGACGCGCCAGUCUGUACUGGAAGAUCAUCUGGUGGCUAGAUGCAACGUUUGGCCUGUUCAAGGGCGACGUCUACAGCGUCGACAACGACGACUAG